Mus caroli (Ryukyu mouse) is the source of this 2524-nucleotide messenger RNA. It is a transcript of the gene Herpud2, whose product is annotated as HERPUD family member 2. Lineage: Eukaryota; Metazoa; Chordata; Mammalia; Rodentia; Muridae. Gene Ontology annotation, molecular function: protein binding. The record is from RefSeq and is a predicted model, not a curated record. Gene Ontology annotation, biological process: endoplasmic reticulum unfolded protein response.
CCGGCUUGCCCGGGACCCGGACCCUCCUCACAUCAACAAUCUCGGGCGCUCGCGCGGCGCCGCGGCCCAGUCCCCGCCCUCCUGCUGCUGCCACCUGCCGCCUGGCCGCGCCGGCGGGGACUGCCCAGCCGCCUUCAGGAGGGCAGGCCGCGUCUGCCGCCCCGCGAGACCAGGAGGGCGAGCGCCGGCGGAGCAGGAAGCGAGCAGCCCGCGGCGGCGCCGGGCCGGCCUUGUUUUCCUCAGGCUCGCUCCGCUCGGAGCCGCAGCCUUGCUUGCCUCAGGCUCGCUCUCGGCCGCCGCCUUCUUUCCUUCAGGCUCGGUCGCGGCCUUGCUUGUCCCAGGCUUGCUCCCCGGCCGCCGCCGGCCUCUCGUCAAGCUCGCUCUGCGGCCGUUCCCACCUCCUUCCAGGCUCGCUCCCCGCCACCGCCUUCCUCCUCCUCCUCCUCCCAGGCUCGCUCCCCGGCCGCCGCCCCUCAGCCGCCCAGGCUGCGCCGGUGCUCGCGUGGGGCCUUGUUGCGUUUCAGCUCGGGGUCGCCGCAGGGGCGGGGCUGCUGAGCGGUCUGCCGCGGCCUCCCCUUCGCGGCCUCCCCGGGUCGUCUGCCCGCCUUCCUCCGCAGUCCGGAGCCUGGCGGAGCCCAGACCUGGCGGGGACAGCUGCGCACCCGGCCCGGCACCCAGAGCCUGCCGCCACCACCGCCACCGUCCAUCGUUGGUACCGGCAAUGGCCUUCGUCUCGCCCGAUGUGCUUGUGACUGAUUUGGAUCCGGAAUAUUGAGAACUCACUCCUGUCCCCAUCCCAGCCGUGGCCGCCCACUGGACUCAACUGCAGCGCCGCUAGACUGCCCCAUUUUGAGAGCAUCAUGGACCAAAGUGGGAUGGAGAUUCCUGUGACUCUCAUCAUUAAAGCACCGAAUCAGAAAUACAGUGACCAGACUAUUAGCUGCUUCUUGAACUGGACCGUGGGGAAACUAAAAACGCAUCUAUCUAACGUGUACCCUAGCAAACCAUUGACAAAGGACCAGAGGUUGGUGUAUUCUGGCAGACUGCUUCCUGACCAUCUGCAGCUGAAAGACAUCCUCAGAAAACAAGAUGAGUAUCAUAUGGUUCAUCUAGUCUGUGCUUCUCGGAGUCCUCCCAGUUCUCCAAAAUCCAGCACCGAUAGAGGAAGUCACGAAGCACAGGCAUCCAGCACCAGCUCUAAUUCAGACCAUUCGGAUUCAACAACUCCAUCACCCAGUCAGGAGAGUUUGUCAUUAGUUACUGGUUCUUCAGAAGGAUUGAGACAGCGUACCCUUUCACAAGCACAGACUGACCCAGCCCAGAGUCAUCAGUUUCCAUAUGUAAUCCAAGGAAAUGUGGAUCACCAGUUUCCUGGGCAAGGUGUACCCCCUGGGUUCCCAGUGUACCCUGCGCUCAGCCCACUGCAGAUGCUGUGGUGGCAGCAGAUGUACGCUCAUCAGUAUUAUAUGCAAUAUCAAGCUGCAGUUUCAGCUCAGGCCACAUCAAGUGCCGGCUCAGCCCAGCGUGCUGCAUCGUCACCUCUAAAUUUGGCACAUGUUCCUGGAGAAGAGCCUCCACCAGCUCCCAACCUAGUGGCCCAAGAAAAUGGGCCCAUGAAUGAGAAUGUUCAAAUGAAUGCACAGGGCGGCCCAGUGCUGAAUGAAGAAGACUUGAACCGCGACUGGCUGGACUGGGUGUACACGCUCUCCCGAGCUGCCGUCCUUCUCAGCAUCGUGUACUUCUAUUCCUCUUUCAGUCGGUUUAUCAUGGUAAUGGGAGCCAUGCUGCUGGUUUAUUUACACCAAGCUGGAUGGUUUCCGUUCAGGCAAGAAGGCGGUCAGCAACAGGCUCCCAACAAUGUGGACGCUAACAAUGACGGGCAUAAUGCAAACAAUCUAGAACUUGAAGAAAUGGAGCGCCUUAUGGAUGAUGGACUUGAAGAUGAGAGUGGAGAAGAUGCAGGUGAAGAUGCCAGUGCAGCUCAAAGGCCUGGGUUAAUGGCUUCAGCUUGGUCUUUUAUCACCACCUUUUUUACUUCACUAAUACCAGAGGGGCCUCCCCAAGUUGCCAAUUAGACCUAAAAAACUGUGCCAGCUGCAAAGGAGGGUUUGACUUUAGGAAAGCGGUUUAAAUAACAGUGCAAUUUAAAAACAAUGUAUAACUUUUUUUUUGAUUAUCAUGUACAGAGGUCUUUUCUUUAAGCUUCUCAUGCAUAUGAAUAUUUUAAGCACAAAUGGACUACUAAGCUUGUGAUUUUUCUUUGUUUGUUUAAAGAUCCUAACAACAUAGCAUUGCUAACAGUACUGGUCUUCCAGCUUUAUUCAUUUCAAUUAUGUAUAGUGCGCCAAGCAGAACCACUGUGUAUUAUUUCUUUAAAGAGCUGCUACACCUUUAAAUGUUCAUAGCUAGAUGGCCAGCCCUUCAACGUGUACUUUGAAUAAAUAUAUCUAUUUUCUGUGAAUUAUCCUGAAAGUUUUAAACAGAAAUGACCUCAUAGUUUUUAAUAAAGUUUAUUUACCUAAAA